AUGUACAGCGAGGGGUUUCAUCCCCUGGCAGGGUCUCCCAGACCGAGAAGGAGUCCGGCGUUUCCAUCAAGAAGCUUAGCUAAGAGUAAACCAAUACCAGGGCCAACCACCGUUCUGGUAACAAAGUCGUAUGAGGAGACUUGCACUCGUAUUCACCACUUGGCGUCGACGUUCGGCAUCAGUGACGUCUCCAGUUAUGCACGUCAAAACUGCAGGCUUCUUCAGUUGCUUGCUCCAGGAUUUACUUGUGAACAGAUCAUAUAUUUUGUCAAUUCAUGUCACAAAAGCCUCUCUAUUCAGCAAGGGAAAGCAAAAUAA
Messenger RNA from Angiostrongylus costaricensis, 318 nucleotides. The record is from the annotation of a GenBank genome assembly. NCBI's taxonomy places the organism in Eukaryota, Metazoa, Nematoda, Chromadorea, Rhabditida, Metastrongylidae.